Molecule: messenger RNA, 987 nt
Organism: Penicillium maclennaniae
Lineage: Eukaryota; Fungi; Ascomycota; Eurotiomycetes; Eurotiales; Aspergillaceae
Gene: fmpR
Product: Zn(II)2Cys6 domain-containing transcription factor fsqA
Exons: 1
Coding region: 1-987 (328 amino acids)
Source: RefSeq, a predicted model, not a curated record
AUGGGAACAUUCAACAUCGAUGACCAGCCCUCAACUUUCAUUAUGGAUGGGACGUGGAAUCCUUCGUGGGAAAAUAUAGCAAUACCUACUUUGGACAACGAGCCGCCGAUUGCCACCAAAAAAGAAUGGUCGCCUAUCAGCCCAUUUAGUGUGCGCAAAAGACUUCUCAAAUUGGAUCUCGAAUUGAUCGACGAUCUGGAGCAUCUAGAGUCGGGCCCUUUCAUCAUGGGGCCGUCGUCUAUCCUCAGGGGAGAUGUCAGCCCAACAGUUGGGAAAUUAGAUCUGCCCAUAUUUCGCAUGCUCAGCCACUCAACACAAUUCGUGGACAUUCUCGAAACUAGCGCGGGUGCUGCAGAAGACAUUUUCAGUUCGUCCAGUUAUUUCAAUUCAUCUCGAGAGGCAUUCGGGAUCAACCGCGAUACAAAAUCCCCAUCUACAGAUCUCAUGGGUGGAAGUGUGGAGGAUGGCGAAAGAACAACAUCAUCUUACGGCUCUGCAUAUUUGACCAGCAUGGAGCCAUCUCCAGAGCAAGCAAAAUUCCUAGAGUCUCAAGGAUGGGAUAUAUCGACAGGACUCAGCAUGCUCGCAACUUAUUGCCACCUGAUCCGGGUGUAUCGAGCUGUGUUUACACAACUUUAUCAACUAUUCUUGAUUAUACCCCCUGCUGAUGCUGCUGCGUAUUUACUACUACCGAACCUACAAUUUGGUCAAUUUCACAUGGAAGGUAACCUAACUGUUCAAGUUCGGGUGUUGAUUGAGCUUGGCUCCAGCAUGCUAGUGAAGAUUGAACGGGUCCUCGGAAUGUCCCAAGGCACUACACAAGAGCGAGGUGGCGAAAUAAGCACCAUGACAUACAUAUUGGAUGACAGUCCACUGGUAUGUAUCCGGGACCACAUCACGGCGCAGGAGAAAUUGACGCAUGCAAUUCCAUUGAAGGAAACAAUGAAUUGCCUUAGACAACUUCUGAAAGACCCAGGCAACAUGUGA